AUGGUAUCAGGAUUUGAUAAAUAUUUUCAAAUAGCGCCUUGUUUUAGAGAUGAAGAUGCUAGGGCAGAUAGAUCACCUGGGGAGUUUUACCAGUUAGAUAUUGAAAUGUCAUUUGUUACUCAAGAAGAUAUAUUUAACGUUAUUGAACCUAUAAUGUAUGAAAUAUUUUCAAAAUUUUCUGAUAAAAAAAUCUCUAGCAUUCCUUUUACCCGUAUCCCUUACGAUGAUGCAAUAUUAAAAUAUGGUACUGAUAAGCCAGACUUAAGAAAUCCAAUUAUUAUUACCGAUGUUACUGAAUUAUUUAAAGAUACUGAUUUUACAAUUUUCAAAGAAAAUAUACAAAAUGGCUCAGUAAUUAAGGCUAUUCCCGCUCCUAAAGCAUCAAAUUUACCUAGAAGUUUUUUUGAUAAGAUGCUCGAUUUUGCUAAUUUAGAAGGUGCUAAGGGGCUAGGCUAUAUUCAAUUUUUAGAAGAUGGAAGCAGCAAGGGUCCUAUUGUUAAAUUCUUAACUAAUUCCCAAUUACUGGAUUUAAAAACUAGAGCAAAUUUGCAAGAUGGGGAUGCUGUUUUCUUUGCUAGCGAUCAAAUAGAAGUAGCAACAAAAUUUGCGGGCAAAUUAAGAACAAAAUUAGGAGAAGCAUUAGGGUUACUUACAAAAGAUAGUUUUA
This is a messenger RNA of Rotaria sp. Silwood2, 667 nucleotides long. NCBI's taxonomy places the organism in Eukaryota, Metazoa, Rotifera, Eurotatoria, Philodinida, Philodinidae. The record is from the annotation of a GenBank genome assembly.